Molecule: messenger RNA, 2568 nt
Organism: Kalmanozyma brasiliensis GHG001
Lineage: Eukaryota; Fungi; Basidiomycota; Ustilaginomycetes; Ustilaginales
Product: ATPase, AAA-type, core
Exons: 1
Coding region: 1-2568 (855 amino acids)
Cellular component (GO): cytoplasm
Molecular function (GO): ATP binding; ATP hydrolysis activity
Source: RefSeq, a predicted model, not a curated record
AUGAGCGGCUCACUCGCGGCUGCAGAUCAGUCGCGGCCUGCUGACUCCUUCAAGGCACGCGUCGUCGAGGCAGGGACCGCCGCAAGCAGCUCUUCUCGCAGCAAGGUUCUGCUCCCUGUCGAUACCAUCCGCGCCUUGAAGCUUCAAACCGGCGAUGCGCUGCUCGUCACUGCCGAAGGCGCGACUUCAGCAGACUUCUUCGUCGGCUCUGUGUGGCCCUCUUUUGCUCUCGAGACCGGUACUAUACGACUCCCGAUAGCGGCCCACCUUCCGCCCGGCCUCCAAUCUGGGCACACCGUCUCGAUACUGCCUCUCGCUACGACACAGGCUGGCGAUGCAACCAGAAAGCCUCCAACAUGCACGAAGAUCACCCUUUCCCUCUCUUCACAGGAGUCUGCUAGCGCCUCCACGUUCGCGAAGCUUGGCAAUUCGGAUCGCCAGAUGCUCACUGUUCACGCCAAAGAAUGUCUUGCCGAGCUCGAGUACGUUCACCAAGGCCAGGUGCUGCCACUCAGCUUUCAAGGGGAAGUGUACUCCUUCACGGUCGCUUCGGUACUCGAUACGAGUCAGAACCAAGGCUGGACGGUCUCCACUUCCGUCGACCCUACUUCGGCAUCCAGGACCACACAGGCGUGCUCGGUGAGCCGAACUACUGACGUCGCCAUUGAAAGCUUUGGCGCUGAUGCAAAGUACCCGAAAGAGUCGACAACAAACGGCGCGCUUGAGAUCCCCAAAGAGGAUCCUUAUUCCAGGCUCGGCGGUCUCGACCGACAGAUCGCGGAGAUCAAGACCUUGAUCGAGAUGCCCCUCAUGUCUCCCGAAAUCUUCGUCCAGUACGGCCUCAAACCACCAAAGGGAGUGCUGCUGUAUGGUCCACCGGGAACAGGAAAGACGUCGCUCGCAAGGGCCGUUGCUGCGGCAACCGGAUCGUCUUAUCUCACUAUCAACGGCCCCGAGCUGUCCUCUGCCUUCCAUGGUGAGACCGAGUCCAAGCUUCGCAGCAUAUUCCGAGAAGCACGACGCAAGAGCCCAUGUAUCAUCAUCAUCGACGAGAUCGACGCUCUAGCCCCAAGAAGAGAAGGGGGCAGCGGGGACGGCGCCAAUGCGGAUGGUGCGGGCGAAGUCGAGCGCAGAGUAGUCGCGCAGCUGUUGACGCUGCUCGAUGGCAUGGAGGAGGCCGACGAUGACGAGGAUCAAGCGCAGCAAGACGAUGCGACACUCGACGAUGCAACGGAGAGGAAAGCGCUAGCUCAAAGCUCGUCGACGGGCAAAGGCCCAGCCCGCGUCGUUGUUCUUGCAGCCACGAAUCGGCCGAACGCGAUCGAUCCAGCUCUCCGCCGUCCAGGUCGUCUUGAUCGUGAAAUUGAGAUAGGCAUCCCAACCGCCGCUGCACGAGGCGAGAUCAUUCACACACUGAUUCGGCCAGUGCCGCAUGAUCUCACGCAAGAGCAGAUCUCGGACCUUGCUGGUCGCACGCACGGCUACGUGGGCGCAGAUCUCUCGGCUCUCAUCCGCGAAGCCGGCAUGCGAGCCGUCCGUCGCACAUUUGCUCGUCGCCGUUCCAGUUCAGACCAGCUCGAAGACAGGAUUCAUUCUAUGUCGCUCGAGAAGAAUGAGACAGACGACGGAAUCCUCGACAACGUGACUGCUGCGGAUCUCAACGCGGCGCUGUCCCUGGUACGCCCCUCUGCCAUGCGCGAGAUCUUCCUCGAGCCGCCGAAAGUCUACUGGUCCGACAUCGCCGGAUCAUCGACACCCUCAGCUGGCGGCUCGGGAGCCUUGUCCACCAAAUCAGUCCAAGCGCAGGUUCGCGAGCUCGUGGAAUGGCCCAUCAAGCAUGCCGCCGCGUUCUCGCGACUUGGCGUCUCACCACCACGAGGCGUCCUCCUGUACGGCCCGCCAGGCUGUUCCAAGACUCUCAUCGCUCGAGCGCUCGCCACCGAGUCUGGCCUCAACUUCCUCGCUGUCAAAGGCCCCGAGCUGUACUCGAAGUACGUCGGCGAAUCGGAACGCGCUAUCCGUGAUACCUUCAAGAAGGCACGCGCAGCAUCGCCGAGCAUCAUCUUCUUUGACGAGAUCGACGCCCUCUCUUCCAGUCGCGACGGCGAUUCGAGCGGCGACGCGCUCAACAGCCGCAUCAUUGCAACCUUACUCAACGAGAUGGACGGCAUCGAGGCCAUGUCGGACGUCAUUGUCAUCGGUGCGACUAACAGACCGCAGUCGCUCGAUCCCGCUCUCCUUCGCCCCGGCCGACUCGACAGGCUCGUCUACGUUGGGCCCCCGGAUGGCGAGGCAAGGAAGCAGAUCUUGCGGACGAGGAUGUCAAAGAUGGCCGUCAGCACGGAAUUUGUCGACCUGAACAAGCUGGCGCAGAUGACGGACGGAUGCUCGGGCGCCGAAGUUGUUUCGAUCUGCCAGGAGGCCGGCUUGCUCGCCAUGGACGAAAACAUCGAUUGCCAAGCGAUCGAACAGCGUCACUUCGAAAGCGCAGCUUCCUCGAUCAAGCGGCGCAUCACUUCGCUCAUGAUCCGCCAGUACGAAAGCUGGCGCGAUACUCUGGUUGUCUGA